AAAAAUAAUAUUAUUCUUCGUGUUGUUAGUCGAAAUAAUAUAUAAUAACAAUAUAAACCAAAAAAGAGAGAGAGAGAGAUAAUAGAGUGGAAGAAUAUUAAAAACAAACAAGACAAAUAAAUCAAAAACAAACAUGAAUCUCCUAAAUAUGGAUGCGGAGAACCGUGUGGUGCUCAAUGUAGGAGGCAUCCGACACGAAACAUACAAAGCGACGCUCAAGAAAAUUCCGGCAACGCGAUUAUCGCGACUCACCGAAGCACUUGGCAACUACGAUCCGAUCCUAAAUGAGUAUUUUUUCGAUCGACAUCCCGGCGUCUUUGCUCAAGUGCUUAAUUAUUAUAGAACUGGAAAAUUACACUACCCAACUGAUGUUUGUGGACCAUUAUUUGAAGAAGAACUUGCAUUUUGGGGUUUGGAUUCGAAUCAAGUUGAACCAUGUUGUUGGAUGACAUACACUCAGCAUCGAAAUACGCAGGAAACAUUAGCUGUAUUAGAUAGAUUAGAUUUAGACACUGAAAAGCCGUCGGAGGAGGAAACUGCCAAGAAAUUUGGAUUCGAAGAUGCCUAUAUCAAGGGGAAAGUUAGUUGGUGGCAACAUGUAAAACCCCAAAUUUGGUCGUUAUUUGACGAGCCAUACAGUUCAAAUGCGGCAAAGAUAAUUGGUAUUAUAUCAGUAUUUUUCAUCUGCGUCUCAAUCAUAUCAUUCUGUUUGAAGACACAUCCAGAUAUGCGGGUUCCCCUCAUAAGAAACAUAACUGUAAAAUCAGCAACUACAAAUAACACUGCAUGGGUGUUGGAUAAGACACAAACGAAUGCCCAUGUCGCCUUUUUUUACAUUGAAUGUUUUUGUAAUGCAUGGUUUACAUUUGAAAUUCUGAUACGCUUUAUAUCAUCACCAAAUAAAUUAAAAUUUAUCAUAGCUUCAGUGAACAUAAUUGAUUACAUUGCAACAAUGAGUUUCUUCAUUGACUUGAUAUUGCAAAAGUUUGCGUCGCAUCUCGAGAAUGCCGAUAUAUUGGAGUUUUUCUCCAUUAUUCGUAUCAUGCGAUUGUUUAAGCUCACACGCCAUUCGUCGGGCUUGAAAAUUCUCGUGCAAACUUUCCGUGCAUCCGCAAAGGAACUCACUCUUCUCGUCUUUUUCUUAGUCUUAGGUAUCGUUAUAUUCGCUAGUUUAGUUUAUUAUGCGGAACGCAUCCAAACGAAUCCGCAUAACGAUUUUAAUAGUAUACCAUUGGGGCUUUGGUGGGCUCUCGUAACGAUGACAACUGUCGGAUAUGGCGACAUGACGCCCAAAACGUACGUUGGAAUGUUUGUCGGAGCAUUGUGUGCAUUGGCAGGCGUAUUGACGAUCGCAUUACCCGUUCCCGUUAUCGUUAGUAACUUCACGAUGUACUAUUCGCACACGCAAGCAAGAGCAAAAUUACCGAAAAAACGACGACGUGUUCUGCCUGUCGAACAAUUGAGACCAAUUCCUCCAAGAAUUCCGGGUCAAACAGGACCAAAUGCCGGAAGCGGAAAAUUGCCAUCAUCAAAUGCACCGAGCACCGCGAGUAUGGAUAAUGCAAUCAAAAGAAUGAAUGCCAAUAAACCAUCGGGUCCCAAAAUGGAUUUUUUGUGA
Messenger RNA from Culicoides brevitarsis, 1618 nucleotides. RefSeq names its product potassium voltage-gated channel protein Shaw-like. Gene Ontology annotation, cellular component: postsynaptic membrane; axon terminus; neuronal cell body membrane. The transcript has 8 exons. Gene Ontology annotation, molecular function: delayed rectifier potassium channel activity; protein binding. Gene Ontology annotation, biological process: protein homooligomerization; potassium ion transmembrane transport. The record is from RefSeq and is a predicted model, not a curated record. Lineage: Eukaryota; Metazoa; Arthropoda; Insecta; Diptera; Ceratopogonidae. Bases 134 to 1618 code for a protein of 494 amino acids.